AUCGGUGAAAGAGAAAAAAGAAAGCAGCGUUAGCGAGAAAGCAGAGGUGAGUUAAGUGCGGGACAAAAAAAAAGCGUAGUGCGUCAAAGAAAACCCAAGCGAAAACCCACGGAUUAAGCGGUCCGCUGCGAAUUAAGACCAUCUAACGGUGAACCUUUCGGUCACUAGUCCAAAUUAAGCCUCCUGCCCACCCCCCUCCCAGCAUUCUGUUCAGCGAGCGCGACGCCCCCACAAAACAAAAGCUUCUUCAUGAUGUCGUCGGAUCAACAGUUCUUUCUAAAAUGGAACGAUUUUCAAACGAAUAUGGUGACCUCGUUCCGUCACCUGCGCGACGAGAAGAGCUUCACAGAUGUAACACUCGCCUGCGAGGGCCAAACCUGCAAAGCCCACAAAAUGGUGCUUUCCGCUUGCAGUCCCUACUUUAAAGCGCUACUGGAGGAGAACCCAUCGAAGCAUCCGAUCAUUAUCCUGAAAGAUGUCUCCUACAUUCACCUACAGGCUAUACUGGAGUUCAUGUACGCCGGUGAGGUGAACGUGUCCCAGGAACAAUUGCCAGCAUUUCUUAAGACCGCCGAUCGCCUCAAAGUGAAAGGCCUCGCAGAGACACCCAGUUCGAUAAAGCGGGAAGGUUGAUGGUAUUAAACAAUAAUCGAAACAAAAAAUACAUAAUAAAUAACAACAACCAACUAUAAGAAACUUAUAUGUACGCAAGAAAACAAAAUUCCAACCAGCGGCAAAAGAAACAACAUUACGAGAACGACAUUUGGUAUACAAAUUCAUAUAAGAGUGCACGAGGAGGAUGAAGAACGCCAACAAAUGACCACACAAAGCUAAAGCUGGACAGAUUGAAAUGAUUAGCCUGUAAAGUAGAGGUGGAGGCCAAAUCCGCCCGCCCACUCCCACACCCGCUCAUUCACAUCUGAUCAACCAAAUUGCAAAAAAAAAAAAAACAACACUUACCGACAACCCCACAGAACUCGAUUUGAAUUCUUUUUGUUUAAUUUCUGCAUAAAAUAGUUUGUAAUAUAUUAUUAACAAUACAAACCACUCUGUAUAAAUAAAACGAUAUGGACAGCAGCCCCUAAAGCAAAACAAAACAUAACGAAACGAAACAAAACAAAAAACGCACUUUUGUAAAGUAAUUAAAGAAGAUCCAUUUAAAAUAUAUAAAGAUAAUUAUAAAUAUAGUGUGAAAUGUGCAAGUAGAUGGAAAAAGCCACGACGGGCGCGAAUAUUACAACACAUUCGGUUAGUUUUUAAGCCACUAACUACAACCCCAGACAUGCCACGCCUCCAGACAGACAAACUCAUUUUCAUCUAUAUUUAAACAAUAAAAUAGAAACAAAUGCAAAAUUGUACUUCAAUUAAUUGUGUGUGGACAAGCGCGUUUUUCCCCAACUUCUGAUCAUACGCGAGAUACAUACAUAUAUUGUAUUAAUAACAAAACGAAGAAAAGGUGUUUCAGUGCGAAGCUAGCAGUUCUACACAGUUUAAACAAAAGAGUAAGGAAAUACGUUAGAAUGAAAAAUACAACUUGAGUAAAAACUAUACUUGAAUAUUAUUACAUAAAGUAAAAUAUUUAUAUGUAUGUAUAUGUAUACAUGUGAGCAUAGAUUUAAAGAAACUACGGUAAAUAAACAGAAUAAUUAAAACAAAAAAAAAAAAAAAACAAAUGCAAAUCAUCCU
Drosophila melanogaster (fruit fly) is the source of this 1686-nucleotide messenger RNA. It is a transcript of the gene lolal, whose product is annotated as lola like. The transcript has 4 exons. Gene Ontology annotation, cellular component: nucleus. The record is from RefSeq and is marked reviewed. Bases 250 to 633 code for a protein of 127 amino acids. NCBI's taxonomy places the organism in Eukaryota, Metazoa, Arthropoda, Insecta, Diptera, Drosophilidae.